Bombina bombina (fire-bellied toad) is the source of this 4007-nucleotide messenger RNA. RefSeq names its product ferredoxin 2 (gene FDX2). The transcript is spliced from 6 exons. NCBI's taxonomy places the organism in Eukaryota, Metazoa, Chordata, Amphibia, Anura, Bombinatoridae. Gene Ontology annotation, biological process: positive regulation of oxidoreductase activity; P450-containing electron transport chain. Gene Ontology annotation, molecular function: 2 iron, 2 sulfur cluster binding. The coding region runs from base 166 to 750 and encodes 194 amino acids. The record is from RefSeq and is a predicted model, not a curated record. Gene Ontology annotation, cellular component: mitochondrion.
GGCAAAGCUAAUAAUCGGAAAUGCCGAGAUACUGAAUCUGAGUGAGUCAGUGCUGUGUUGUGUAUGGCCAUAAGGUUUGUUAAUGAGAGAACAAAGUCACGCGUUAAUUAUUUAACUGAAAGUGGAGAAUCAGCGUGGUGACAAAAAUUGUGAAGACACAGCAUUAUGGCUGGCGCUCUCCUCACACGAGAAGUGAUCUGCUCUGUGACGGCUGCUGUGCUAGGCUCGCGGUGCCAUCGGAUGAUUACAUUCUCCAGGAUAUCUCAGACACCAGCAGUGUUCAGCCACGUACCUAUAGGCAAGAUAGCACCAAGAGAAGAUGAGCGGAUCCAAGCAGUGAGAAAUACGUCCACAAUCCAGGCAGAAAACCACAACCAAACAGAACUAUCCGAAGACAUAGUGGAAGUUGUGUUUGUGGAUAGAUCUGGAAGUCGUAUUCCAGUGAAAGGUAAAAUAGGAGAGAGUGUCCUGGAACUGGCUCAUAGGCAUAGCAUUGAGCUGGAAGGUGCCUGUGAAUCGUCUCUAGCUUGUUCAACGUGCCAUGUGUAUGUUAGCCCCGAGUUUUUCAGUAAACUUCCAGAGCCUGAUGAAAGGGAAGAUGAUAUGUUGGACAUGGCACCGAUGCUUCAGGAAAACUCGAGGCUUGGAUGCCAAAUAAUUCUCACUAAAGAACUAAAUGGUGCAGAGUUUACACUUCCUAAAAUAACAAGGAAUUUUUACGUGGAUGGACAUGUGCCAAAACCCCACUGAGAAUCGCUUCCUAAGAAUCUGUUGCACUUUUAAAUGGUUAAAAAAUCGCAGCACUGAGCAAGGUGUAAAGGUCAAAACUGCUGAGCAGAAAGGAUGGAAACGCACAAAUGAAUGGGACAGCAUUCAGCCGUUUAAAUUGGUGCUGGGGGUGUUUAGCCAUAACAGACACGUUCUGAGAUCUUUAUCUGCUAUAAGUUAGUCUCUGCUACCAGUAGUUGUGGCAACACAAGUGUUAAGGCAGAUGCCUUGUAUAGGAGCACUAAUAAAUACGCACAGUGGAGUUUUGUUUAACAAAACUCCAGAAUCGUGUUAUCUGGAACUCGAAAGGGCAACAGCUCUUAACGUAAUCCUUAAAUAACAAGCACUUUACCUGUUGAUCAGAUCCUAAAACUAAUGUAAGAAUUAGAGGAGAGUUUAAAAGCAAAAUGUUUGUGCACAGUUCAUAAAAACAGGCCUGUUACUUAGAACUCAAAGCCUUACUAAAUUUUCCUUUUAUGUAUUCACGCAAUUUAAAGGGACAGUCUUCUUGAUUUUUUUUUUAUUGUUUAAAAAGAUGGUUCAUGUGUGCCAUAUAGAUAACAUUGUACUCACUCCUGUGGAGACAAGAACCAGCACUGAUUGGAUAAAAUGUAAGAUUGUAAAAAGCACUGAGAUAAGAGGCAGUCUGCAGAUGCUUAGAUACAGGUAAUUAUAGAGGUAAAAAGUAUAUUAAUAUAACUGUUGGUUAUGCAAAAACUGGGGACUGGGUAAUAAAGGGAUUACCUGUUUUAUUUUUAAACCAUAACAAUUUUCAAGUAGACUGUCCCUUUAAACUAUUAGGUAAACUUUGGCAUUUGUUAUAAAACAAUUGGGCUAUUUUUUACCGCUACACUGAGAUUUAGAAACAAACUGCUUCUGUCAUUGUCCUCAAUAUCGCACCUUUACCACUUCCCUGGAGUAUAUGGAGGCAGUGAUUGGUUUAUGCCAGUUGUACGCAGUGCACCAAUCACAGUUUGUAUGCUCCAGGAUAAAGGAUAUUUUCAGAAACAGGAUUUAUGGGUAUUAAUCAUAUUGGGCCUUGCCAUACUUGAUAUCAUAGUAAGGAGUCCGAAAAGGGGAGGUUCUUUUUAAGGUAAUGGUAUAGGCAUAAAUAUGUUAGAUUAAAAAUAAAAUUGGUAAAAGAUGAUAACAUUUUAAACAAUAAAACAACAAAACUAAUGUUGAGACGUUACUUUGAAGAAAACAUGCACUAAGUUAUUCUGGCUUUUGACUUCAGGACAUGAGGAAUAAAAAGUUUUCUAUUAAAUCCAUAGAAUGUUUUCUUUUACUGAAAACCUAACCUUUUUUUGUCUUAUAUUGAAGUUUGUUAGCCUUAAAGGGACAGUAAAGCUUACACUCUUACAUACUAUGCAGAAACACACAAUUUACAGGUGGAACCCAUUUAAUAAGUUAAAGAGACAGUAAAGUCAAAAUUAAAUUUUCAUGAAUUAGCUAGAGCGUUCAAUUUUUAAAAAAGCUUUCCAAAAUAAAGCACAUUUGAUAAUAGAAGUAAAAUUGCAUGUUCUAUCUGAAUCAUGAAAGUUUUAUUAUUUUGAUUUUAAGGGUCAUUUAAAUAAACCAAUGAACAUGAUGCCAAAAAUCGUAACUUACCAAAAAAAGCCUGCAGACACUGAAUUUACUGUGCGUCACUAAGAAUGUACAGUCUGUGAUAGUUUUUCUUUUGUGUUUGUAUUUAUAAUUUGAAAAUAGUUUUUUGUUGGUUUCUAUGGUGGUUUUUUUUAUGUUAAAGGGAUAGUUUAGUCGAAAUUAAAAUUUCCAGAUUCAAGUAGAGCAUCUAAAUGUAGCCACCAAUCAGCAAGCGUGCUACCAAGGUGCUAAACCAAAAAUGGACUAGCUCCUAAGCUUACAUUCUUGCUUUUCCAAAUAAAAAUACCAAGAGAACAAAGAAAAAUUGAUUUAUAGGAGUAAAUUAGAAAGUUGCUUAAAAUUACUGCUCUAUCAGAAUCAUGAAAGUUUAAUUUUGAAUAGCCUGUCCCUUUAAUUCUGUAGCAGGUUUUGUCUGAAUAAUACAUUAUUCAACUUCCCCCAGAUUCAUUUUUUUUUUUUUUUAUACAGCUUGUUACAUUGUUUGGUUGGCAGUUUCUCGUUCCAUUCAUCACUCUAGUAGAUGCACAUCUGCGUUUACAGUUUAUUUAUAUUUUAAAGAUGAGAUUUUUUUGUUAACUGGACUUCUUAUUUAAAAGGUCACAAUCAUUUUAUGUUGCAUCUAAAAGGGGAUUGUAAAUUGUAUUAACUUUUUUGUUUUAAUGGUAGUUGUACAGAGGGAAAAAAACUUCUUUGUUUAUUGCUUUUGAGAUGCAUAACUGUAAACCAAUGAAGCAGCAGGAAAUGGUCUUAUUAGUUUAUGAGCAAUCUGACCUCAAGGCCUUUUCACGCCCUUAAAGGGACACUGUACCCAAAUUUUUUCUUUUGUAAUUCAGAAAGAGCAUGCAAUUUUAAGCAACUUUCUCAUUUACUCCUAUUAUCAAUUUUUCUUCAUUCUCUUGCUAUCAUUAUUUGAAAAAGAAGGCAUCUAAGCUUUUUUUUGGUUUCAGUACUCUGGACAGCACUUUUUUUUAUUGGUGGAUGACUUUAUCCACCAAUCAGCAAGGACAACCCAGGUUGUUCACCAAAAAUGGGCCGGCAUCUAAACUUACAUUCUUGCAUUUCAAAUAAAGAUACCAAGAGAAUGAAGAAAAUUUGAUAAUAGGAGUAAAUUAGAAAGUUGCUUAAAAUUUCAUGCUCAAUCUGAAUCACGAAAGAAAAAUUUUGGGUACAGUGUCCCUUUAAUUAUUUUUUUAAAUAUAUAUAUAUAUAUAUAUAUAUAUAUAUAUAUAUAUAUAUAUAUAUAUUAAUAUAAUAUUUCUGUAGUCGGUAGACUAUCCAAGUAUAAACAAACAUCUUCAAAAAGCAGUUCCACUCUUGUGUUUGUGAGGGAGUGGUUGAUUGACAGGUCCUGCUCUCGUACGAUUAGUUGCACAAGAGCAGGGGGCAGGAUUGUACAAUAUUUAAUUUGGCCAAGCGAUGCUGCAUUGCAAGUGGCGAUUGCAGAAGGUCAAGUUCUCUGAUGCAAACUUGUCAGCCUACAGCUUGAUACAUUUUCCUAAAAGCUAAUUUUUAUUUAUUUUUUUAGGCUGCUUUCAAAAUAUAUCCUGAAUUACUUUUUCGGGUGUAUACGUCAUUGUGUCCUGUAUUCAUAUGGUUAAACAAAUAAAAAGUAUAUUCUAUGGGGGAAAAAA